Messenger RNA from Aspergillus aculeatus ATCC 16872, 1010 nucleotides. RefSeq lists its product as uncharacterized. Bases 488 to 763 code for a protein of 91 amino acids. Lineage: Eukaryota; Fungi; Ascomycota; Eurotiomycetes; Eurotiales; Aspergillaceae. The transcript has 3 exons. The record is from RefSeq and is a predicted model, not a curated record.
AACCAGCUUCUUUAGACACUGGCCCUCAGCAUAGAUCCAACCCUAUUUAAGUGCAAUGCUUGGCAUCACUCUCAGGGCUGACCCCUAACAUCCAAUCGACUGCUGAACAGCCUCCCCACGACAAACCUCAAUUGACGUCUCACUCACACGCUCAACACCAAUGAAAAUAGCCCAACCCUCGGCUACAGCUCGUACCCUGAGGUAAUGUGCCCUCCGUCCUUCUGCAAGGUGUCACCUGGCCCCGUGCCGCACUAAUCCCGCCUCCGCAUUCACUGCAACCACCCACGGUUCGCCUCUUAACUCAACCGCAUUGAUCGCACCACGACGUCAUGCAAUCCGUUGCAUCUUCAUUGUUUCGAUUUCCCCGCCUUACUUAAAUCCCACAUUGACCCCAGAUUCUACACGACUGUAUUCAACCUAUCCAAUGCAGCCUUAGUAUACUCCCUGAACAAUCACCUAUCAAUUACAACCCCACAAUCUCAGAAAAAUGGAAUCCAACCCCCGCAAGCUCUCCGGAUCCUACCACCUCACCGGCGCGGACAUCGUCGAAUCGAUCGACGAUCUCGGCUCGGACGGCCGAUGGGAGGAGCUGACCGCCAAGCGCGCGGCCCACCAGACCGCCGCCGCCGACAUGCCGCAGGGCAGCGAGCGCACCGGCUUCACCAGUAAUAAGGUGCCCGAUCGGGCGCAGUCGUUCCGGCCGUACGAUCCGAAGGGGCCGAUGGGCACCGAGCAAAGCGAGGAUAUUCAUCCCCAUGAGUAAUCCGCUGGUGGCCGGGUACGGAGCGUCGCGUUAUGUCAAUUUAGGCAAUGAUAUGUGAAUGCUGUCUUUGAAGGAUGAGUUGUGUGCAAGGUUGCGCUUGUUGAAUACUGUAUUGUUCAUUCGGCUCGGAUAAUCUUCGUGACAAGCAUCCCAUCCCGCACCCGCCCUAUGAGAUAGUGCACAUCAUACGACAAACGCAACACACUGAGAUCCUACCACAGCUACAGAAGUAAUCCUCAAGUAGAUC